CUGAAUGAGGAAGCUGCUGUGUAUUGAGUAUACUUGUUACGUAUAAGGCAAACUGAAUUUGUUGUUUGUUAUAUGAAACCGAUACACAAAAUACGUCGUGUGACAUUUAUCCUGCAAAACUUUAAUUCUAAAUACUCAGCUGUAUUUGUCGCGGUACUGCUGUCUUCUAGAUUGAAAUAUUUAAAAGGAAAUCCUAUGGGAGUAUUGGAAGCAAUGUGUUGAAAACCUCAGGAUCGGUGUUUGCAUUAUGGGAAAUUUAGACCAUUUAUUCAAGGUCCUUGUGGUGGGGGAUGCUCAAGUUGGGAAGACCUCUUUGCUUCACAGAUAUGUUUAUGAUGUAUUUUGCAAGGAAUACAAGAUGACCAUAGGAGUGGAUUUUGCCUUGAAGAUUGUACAGUGGUCUGACUCCGUUACAGUCCGACUUCAGCUGUGGGAUAUUGCUGGACAGGAGCGCUUUACCUCUAUGACCAGACUGUAUUACAAACAAGCCUCUGCAUGUGUUGUUAUGUUUGACCUCACAAAUAUAGAUUCCUUUCGGAGCAGCCGAAUGUGGAAGGAAGACCUGGACAGCAAAGUGACACAGGACAAUGGUGAUCCUGUACCUUGUAUACUGCUAGCAAAUAAGGGACACACUCCAAGGAUGUCAUUUAUCGCCCUUGUUGUUCAUCGUUGCCUUGGAACCACGUGUAAACUAUCCAGGAAUAGAAAGAAGGUGGUGAUUGUAAACAUAAAGCAUUCCUAUAUGCAGAUGGCAUGUUACUUUGUGUACAAGAACCUAGAAAAUAUUUAUCAGUGUGACCUUUCUCCAUGGGCAGUGACUAAAGAGGAGGUUGACCAGUUCAGCAAAGAAAACAACUUUAUUGGAUGGACAGAGACAUCUGUCAAAGAGAAUAAAAACAUCAAUGAAUCCAUGAGAGUGCUUAUUGAGAAAAUUAUGGAGACCAGGGACAGAGGGUACUCCUCUCUUGUGACACAGGGGAAUUACAUUAAUCUAAAGGAUUUAUCUGUGCCUGGCUCAAGUUGCUGCUGAUAUACACUAAAACACUGGACUUCCGAAAGGAAGAGGAUUCAGGGCCAGUGAAAAGCUACAAUGUAUAUUGCCUGCUGCAGAAAUAAUUAAUUUGUCUAUUAACUGUACAUGUCAACCAUUAUUACCACCAAUCAAGUGUCUAGACUAAAUAUUCAGUGAAUCACUUUUUUUUUCCCCCUUUGGAGGACGGAUGCGAAACAGAGAGUAUAUCUACCUUAUUGCCCUUCCUUAUUUCUCCCAUCUGACACUGUUUGUCUAAAACAUCAGAAACACUUUAUUUUUUGUUUGUUUUUUUUCCCUUUAAUUUCAUGUCUCGCUCAGUAAGUGCACUUUAUUUUUUAUUUUAUAUUUUUUCCUGCCUACAAUUUACUUUGACCUCAGGUACUGACAGUAUAGUACGAAUACUGCUAAGAUAUGAAAAUCUUUAUUUGGAGUUAUCAGAUUAGAGCAAUGUAAUAUUCCUUUUGUAUGUACAUCUUCAGAUUUGUAUAAGUCAUAAGUACAACAGAGCUGACAAAAAUCUACUAAUUAUAUUGAUGAAAGGUUUUAUCUUUCUCUUACUCUGUCUAGAAAAGGCAAUGUUCUCUUAUUUUGUGGAACAACAAUAUCAAAAGGUGGACAUAGUCAAGUGUGUUUUCUGUACAAUCUCCUGUAUAUCGUGGCAUAUUUAUAAAACUCCCAGAAGUUUUUGUCAAUGCCA
Messenger RNA from Bombina bombina (fire-bellied toad), 1730 nucleotides. It is a transcript of the gene RAB29, whose product is annotated as RAB29, member RAS oncogene family. Gene Ontology annotation, biological process: vesicle-mediated transport. Gene Ontology annotation, molecular function: GTPase activity; GTP binding. The record is from RefSeq and is a predicted model, not a curated record. Bases 248 to 1030 code for a protein of 260 amino acids. Gene Ontology annotation, cellular component: vesicle; trans-Golgi network; Golgi apparatus. NCBI's taxonomy places the organism in Eukaryota, Metazoa, Chordata, Amphibia, Anura, Bombinatoridae. The transcript has 6 exons.